AACAGUGCAGUCUUGAUUGCAGUCGUGGAAGCGGUUUUCGAGAAGGUGUUGUGCAAGUUGAUUGAGCGGGCUGCGGGGAGGAGGAGGAGUGAACGUUUUCGGAGGUCCCGGGGGAUGUAGUGAGUACAUUUGUGGCGGAACGCUGAAGAACAACUGCCAGGAAGUACCGAAGCUGUCUUGCUGGUGCUGGUCAAGCUGGCUGUGACCGUGAUGCGUCCCGUGGGAAAAAAACCGUGCACUUCCCGGCCAACCAAUUCCGAGCGUUACGUCGUGUGCCAGGAGCGCCUCAACAAGUGUCUGGACAUGGGCGAGUUCCUUUUCUGUGCGACUACGACCAGGUCCGACAUUCUGGUGUCGGAGGAUUUGAUUCAAAACGACGCUUCCAAGUCACUUGAAACUUAAACAACAAACUGGCCAGCCACCAGAUCGACAAUCUAAAAGCGAUUAUCGACGCCCUGCAGUCCAGUUACCUGCCGAAACCGGUCGUCCACGACAUUGUCAAAGAAACGAUGUGGCGCUUCUGGAAGUUGGACCAUAAAUCGGCGCUCGCUCCGACCGCGGACGCCAAGACCAAGUCGGCCCUGGAAUACGUCGCUCGAUUCGUGGACGCCAAAACGCUCGAACUGUUCUGCUCGUCCGGAAACAUCCUAAACGGCAGUCGUCCCCUGCGACAGACCUCUGGCUAACCGAACGACUGGAGAUUUGUGGCGCUGAACGUGUCCGUCGACGAGAACAUGAACAACCGCACCAUGUUCGUGAGCAUGGACAACGGAAAUGUGCUCCUUUUUUAGUAUUAGUUCAUUCUUUCGCCGCGAACGGAGAAAUUGUCGAGGAAAUUCAAGUCUGGACAACCGGGAAACUCGCGUGUAUGCUCUCUAAAUCAUGAAGCAAUCAUCCUCGGUGGCGUCGACGACCAGGCCUUCCCGCUGGCCAAGCGCCCCAAGUUCGCCACCGCGCUGUGCCACCUCAGCACCAACCCAGCCCGCCCGGUUCCGAUACGCGCUCGCCGAGAUAGAGCACUUCUUCGCGAAUGUGACCAUCUACACGCUCGAGAGCGGCACCAAGGAUGAGGAUGUGCCGUCGAGCGGUUCAAGCCGCGCAAAACCCAGCGCUUUUAAAGGAUUCUUAGACCUAACUUGCACGAUUUGUCUGAGAGGAGGGGUUCAUCACGGAGUGUAUUUCGAAAACCUCAAGUCGAGCACGAUUAUUAUCAGUUCAGAUCGAAGCCGUAGUACCUACGAGUUGAAACCUCCGUCCAGACCGAACGAAGUCACACACCACUCACGGAGCGAUCAGCGCCGAGCCGUAAAAACCGCCCAAAACUCUCGCUGCUCAGGAGCCAACCAAAUUGCAAGUUAAACCGUAAGACACAAGAGGCGGGAGACAAGUUCAUUUAUUUUUUGAUCAUGAAGAUGACCAAGUUAACUUACGU
Messenger RNA from Culex pipiens pallens (northern house mosquito), 1432 nucleotides. RefSeq lists its product as uncharacterized. Bases 883 to 1359 code for a protein of 158 amino acids. Lineage: Eukaryota; Metazoa; Arthropoda; Insecta; Diptera; Culicidae. The transcript is spliced from 2 exons. The record is from RefSeq and is a predicted model, not a curated record.